This is a messenger RNA of Impatiens glandulifera, 945 nucleotides long. RefSeq lists its product as uncharacterized. NCBI's taxonomy places the organism in Eukaryota, Viridiplantae, Streptophyta, Magnoliopsida, Ericales, Balsaminaceae. The record is from RefSeq and is a predicted model, not a curated record. The transcript has a single exon. The coding region runs from base 1 to 945 and encodes 314 amino acids.
AUGUUCCAGAAUAAUAAUAAUAGUAGUACUCACAACAAUCAUGAAGGAGGGCAAGCUCCUGUUUACAAGCAGUUCAUGACAUUUAAGCCAGCUGAGUUCAGAGGUAGCACAUAUCCAAUUAUUUCUGAAGAGUGGGUUCAGUCCAUGGAAACAAUCUUUGAAUUUAUGCAGAUUACAGAAGUGGAAAGGGUCAGGUGUUCCACUUUUAUGUUGAAGGAUGAUGCACGAAUUUGGUGGCAGGGGGCUAAAGUAGCACUUGAUCUUAACAACAUAACCUGGAGAGAAUUCAAAGAGGUCUUCUAUGGGAAAUAUUUUACUUUGAGCACAAGAAACAAGUUAGCGCGGGAAUUUCUGGAAAUUAAGCAAGGGGAUUCUAGUAUUGCAGAUUAUGUGAAAAGGUUUGAAAGAGGCAAGUAUUUUGCUCCAAUGAUUACCGACGAUUCUUCCAUGGAGCUUAAUCAUUUUCUUGAGGGACUCAAUGCUACAAUUCGUCGAGAUGUAAGGCUUAGUAAUCCUUCUUCCAUGAGGGAAACGGUUGACCGAGCUCUAAUGGCUGAGAAGGACAACCAGGAUAUAAUUAGGGAGGCUCGGGCCAAGAGGACCAGUUAUCAAGGAAGGGAGUCUCAUGUUCCAGCAAUGAAGAGGCCUUUUAAUCAGUCCUUCAAUAGAAAUGCUUUGCCCCAGUCAUCUUAUAAUCAAGCUGCUAAUUCUCAGCAUUCUCAGCAGCCAAGGAACUUCUACCACAACAACAACAACCAAAGAUUUUCUCAAAGGCCCCAGCAGUCACAACAAUCAAAGAGGAUUCAACCAGCUGGAUCAGUAUCCUCAACCAAAUCUUCCAACACUCCAAUUCCAGUAUGUACCAUCUGUGGGAAGACUCAUAUAGGGAGCUGUAUGCAAGGGUCCAAUGUUUGUUUCUUAUGUAAGCAGCGAGGGCACAUCUAG